GCCUUUAAAUCACAUCUUAAUUUACUGUUUUCUUCAUUUAUUCUGAGGCAGGACAACACAAUACAAGAAGGCAUGCACACCAAUAGCUUGCACGACAAAAAUAACUAGAUUUGAGGGACCAGUACCGACUUCAUCCUCAUCAUCAUCAUCGCGUGAAUCGUCUGCGAAUUUCUCAACAUGACAGCUUUCACUCUUUAACAAUGAUGCUUCGAAUAUACCCCCUCCCUCUCCACUACCACUCUACAUAAAAGCUUCUUCCACUCUCAUCUCUCGCUAUAAUCGUCAUGGGCAAUUGUCUCCGCACCAAUUACUCCUCCACAAACAAAGCCGCCGCCGUUCUACCGAUCGACACCGUUUUCAAGCUCCCUUCGCCGCUGCCAACUUGGCCACCAGGCGCAGGUUUCGCGACGGGAGAGAUCGAUCUCGGAGGCCUGCAAGUCCGGCAAGUGACGUCGUUUCACAGAAUCUGGACGGCCUACCAAGGCGGCCCCGACGGUUUAGGUGCGACCUUUCUAGAACCUUCCCCCAUACCAGAUGGAUUUUCCAUGCUUGGCAGCUACGCUCAGCCCAACAACCAACCGCUCUUCGGUUCCGUUUUGGUCGCAAAAACCGACGCGGCGGACCAAUCAGGUGAGAUUCUGAAGCAGCCAACUGAUUACACUCUCAUUUCGCCUGACGAUCCCAACUCGGCCCACUUCUGGCUCCCGACUCCGCCGGACGGCUUCAAAGCCGUCGGCCUCGUCGUCACGGCCUCGCCGGAGAAGCCGCCGCUCGACAGGAUCCGCUGCGUCCGCUCCGACUUCACCGACGACGCAGAGACGGAGACCUUGAUUUGGGGAAAUGCCAAUGGGAUUAACGUGUAUGGAUUAAGGCCAAAAACUAGAGGGACCAACGCCAAAUCACUAGGCAUAGGCACAUUUAUAGCCCAAAACAAUGGCGAUACAACCCUCGCAUUAUCUUGUUUAAUGAACAAGAACUCAGCUUCAUCCGCCAUGCCUAAUCAAGCCCAAAUCAAAGCUGUGUUUGGAUCAUACGCGCCGUACGUAUAUUUCCACCCUGAUGAAAUCUACCUCCCCUCCUCGGUGAACUGGUAUUUCAGCAACGGUGCCUUGCUGUACAAGAAAGGGGAGGAGUCGAACCCGGUCCGGGUCGAGCCGGACGGUUCGAACCUCCCGCAGGGGGGUUUGAACGACGGUUUGUACUGGCUCGACCUGCCGGUCGAGCCAGAAGAGGGGAGUAGGGUUAAGAAGGGGGAUUUGAGGAGCGCGGAGGCUUAUCUCCACGUGAAACCGGUUCUGGGCGGGUCGGGUACGGAUAUCCAGGUGUGGCUAUUCUACCCGUUCAACGGCCCGGCAACUGCGAAGGUGGGGAUGAUCGAGAAAAUCCCGUUGGGGAAAAUCGGCGGGCACGUGGGGGACUGGGAGCACGUGACGCUGCGGAUCAGCAACUUCGACGGGGCGCUGCGGAGAGUUUACUUCGCGGAGCACAGCGGGGGGCGGUGGGUGGAUUCAAGCGUGCUGGAAUUCGAGAGUGGCAACAGAUUUGCGGGAUACUCGUCGUUGAACGGGCACGCGACGUAUUCGAGGGCGGGGGUGGUUAUGCAGGGAGGGGGGGAUUUGGGGAUAAGGAAUGAUACGGCGAAGAGCGCGAUGGUGGUGGAUACGGGGGCGAGUUUCGCGGUGGUGGCGGCGGAGGAGGGGGCGGUGGAGCCGCCGUGGUUGAACUACUACAGGAAAUGGGGGCCCACGAGGAGUUAUGAUAUCGUGGAGGAAGUGGAUAAGGUGGUGAAAUUGCUGCCGGAGAGUGUGAAACAGCAGGUGGAGAAAUUGGUGAAGGCGUUGCCUACGGAAAUUUUUGGGGAGGAUGGGCCCACUGGGCCCAAGAUGAAAAAUAAUUGGGAUGGGGAUGAAAAAUGAUCGCCUAAUUGGGCCCCCAUGGUUUGCCAUUUCAUUCUCAAUUUAUCCAUUAUUUUUCAAUAAUGUUCUCAAUGAAACCACUGUUCUCUAUGAAAUUCGAUUGUAAAUCCCAAACUUGAAAGAAAAAAAAAAAAGGUUAUUGGUGUCAUUAGACAUUUCAUUUCACGAUAAGAAGCUGGUAAAUUAAAAGAGUUAUUGUAUUGAAAUUACUAAUCGAAAGUUUGACUGAAUAUUUUUCGAUAU
Messenger RNA from Salvia miltiorrhiza (redroot sage), 2159 nucleotides. RefSeq lists its product as hypothetical. NCBI's taxonomy places the organism in Eukaryota, Viridiplantae, Streptophyta, Magnoliopsida, Lamiales, Lamiaceae. Bases 285 to 1916 code for a protein of 543 amino acids. The record is from RefSeq and is a predicted model, not a curated record. The transcript has a single exon.